AAAAGGCUAGGUUAUGACCUAUUUUCAUCAUUAGUCUUCUGUACAGCUCACGCGACGCAUCAACGGUCGUACUGAGGUGGUCGAAUUCAACAACUUUUCAUCAAUACCAAUUUCAAUACAAUUCUUCUACAAACAUAAUCAUCUAAAAUGCGUGAAUGUAUCUCUAUCCAUGUCGGCCAGGCUGGUGUACAGAUGGGCAAUGCCUGUUGGGAAUUGUACUGUUUAGAACAUGGUAUCCAACCCGAUGGUCAGAUGCCAUCAGAUAAAACUAUUGGAGGUGGAGAUGAUUCCUUCAAUACUUUCUUCAGUGAGACUGGUGCUGGUAAACAUGUACCAAGAGCCGUCUUUGUUGAUUUAGAACCAACUGUAGUUGACGAGGUAAGAACUGGUACAUACCGUCAACUCUUCCAUCCUGAACAGCUCAUCACUGGUAAAGAAGAUGCCGCUAAUAACUACGCCAGGGGUCAUUACACUAUUGGUAAAGAAAUUGUCGACUUGGUUCUUGAUAGAAUCAGGAAAACGGCUGAUCAAUGUACAGGUCUUCAGGGCUUCCUUAUAUUCCACAGUUUUGGUGGAGGAACCGGUUCUGGAUUCUCAUCUCUCCUUAUGGAAAGAUUGAGUGUUGAUUAUGGGAAGAAAUCUAAACUAGAGUUUGCGGUCUACCCAGCACCACAGAUUUCCACUGCUGUGGUUGAACCCUACAACUCUAUCCUCACCACCCACACCACCCUGGAACAUUCCGAUUGUGCUUUUAUGGUUGAUAAUGAAGCAAUUUAUGACAUCUGUCGUCGUAACAUGGAUAUUGAGCGCCCAACCUACACCAACUUGAACCGACUUAUUGGACAGAUUGUCAGCUCCAUCACUGCCUCUCUCCGAUUCGAUGGUGCCCUCAACGUCGACUUAACUGAGUUCCAGACUAACUUGGUACCCUACCCACGUAUCCAUUUCCCCCUGGCGACCUAUGCUCCAGUCAUCUCAGCCGAGAAAGCCUACCAUGAACAAUUAUCUGUAAUGGAGAUCACCAACGCUUGUUUUGAACCAGCAAACCAGAUGGUAAAAUGUGAUCCUCGUCACGGAAAAUACAUGGCCUGUUGUAUGUUGUACCGAGGAGAUGUUGUCCCAAAGGAUGUCAAUGCUGCAAUCGCUACCAUCAAGACCAAGAGAACCAUCCAGUUCGUAGACUGGUGUCCAACAGGUUUCAAAGUCGGUAUCAACUACCAACCACCAACUGUUGUACCAGGAGGUGAUUUAGCCAAGGUGCAGAGAGCUGUUUGUAUGUUGAGUAACACCACCGCUAUUGCCGAGGCCUGGGCACGUCUGGAUCAUAAAUUUGAUCUGAUGUACGCAAAGAGAGCUUUCGUUCACUGGUAUGUUGGUGAAGGUAUGGAAGAAGGUGAGUUCUCUGAGGCUAGAGAAGAUUUGGCUGCCCUGGAGAAGGAUUAUGAAGAAGUUGGUAUUGAUGGAGCUGAUGAGGAAGCAGACGAAGGGGAAGGGGAUGAAUAUUAGAUUCCAGAUAAUCCGGUUUUAAGACUUUAGAAUCUAGUUAUGAGUAUUACAAGUUGUGCAUUAUUAAACAGUUUGACUUGAAUAGUAUUUUGUUUCUACUCUUCUUACCUUGUCUAUCACGUUCUGUUGAAAGCAUACACCCUAUCUUCAGUCUAUGUACAUAAUUAAACAAUUUUUAUUGAUAUUAA
Patella vulgata (common limpet) is the source of this 1694-nucleotide messenger RNA. Its product is annotated as tubulin alpha-1 chain-like. The coding region runs from base 148 to 1506 and encodes 452 amino acids. The record is from RefSeq and is a predicted model, not a curated record. Gene Ontology annotation, biological process: microtubule cytoskeleton organization; mitotic cell cycle. Lineage: Eukaryota; Metazoa; Mollusca; Gastropoda; Patellidae. Gene Ontology annotation, cellular component: cytoplasm; microtubule. The transcript is spliced from 3 exons. Gene Ontology annotation, molecular function: GTP binding; structural constituent of cytoskeleton.